AAUUGGUGGGGAGCCGGAUGUAUUGUGGAGUCCAAUCGGUUCCGUUCUUCGAGACAUUCAUGAUAUUAGUUCCGCCCCAAAUUUUGGUAUAGUAGCGGCACCUCCGCCGCACGGGGGCCAUGUUCGACGAUCCACAACCACCCAACGCCGUAGGGCUUAAUGUCGAUAAUACUGAAGCCAUUCGAUCAUUCCUCAUCUCCGCCUCAACGGGUGUUCACAGCCUUCCUGACAACCUCCGAGAUGUAUCUUCCGCUCUGUUGCAGGAGAGCUACGUGUCGUAUCGAUCUCUCAGGAGCAUCUGGCACGCCCUUCCUCCUUCCGAUCGUCCUGCCCUCCGUCACCUCCUUAAGGGGGCUGAUUUCGUCUUCUCCAGUCCCAAACCAAGGGAGAAGAGUGAAGAAUUGAAGGCGAGGUUGAGGAAGCUCGCUGAAUUGUCCGAGAGAAGGGAAUACCAGGAACUGGUGAAGGACAUUGUUCCCAAGAAGCAAGCAGUGGAGCCUUUCUCUUCUUACAAAGAUCAGAUCGGAUUUGGUUUGCAUGUGGUGCUUAUAAUGUUUACAGGGUAUUUAGUUGGGUUUUCUGCUUUCAGAGCUCUAUUUAAUCAUAGUGCCGUAAUGAAUACUGCUGGAGGCAUCUUAGGGAUGGUUUGUGGUAUGCUACUUGAAACAGUUCUCUUUAUUAUUAGGACGUCCAGUAAAGAAGUGGAAUCCUCAAAUUCACUUCCAGCAGAAAAGAAGUUCCUCUAGCGAAUUCUAUCACUAAUUGGGUCGAUCUAGAGAUGUAUCCGUAGAUACUUGUUGUUUCUUGUCAUGACCUUUUCAAUGCUAUUAUAUUGGGAUCUUGCCACGCCUUGUUGAAAGAUUUUAUUGCAAACUGCAGUGUAAGUUUUUUCAUCCAUUUAUGAGUGUAGGCUGGUGCCAUUCUCUAUUGAUAGUAGUUAUUUUUAAGAUGUCACCAAGUCAUCUUUGGAUGGAAGUCUAUUCUAAAGCACUGUACCCUUAAUCAAUCUCAAUAUUUUCCUUUUGCUGUU
Messenger RNA from Zingiber officinale, 1030 nucleotides. RefSeq lists its product as uncharacterized. The coding region runs from base 120 to 746 and encodes 208 amino acids. NCBI's taxonomy places the organism in Eukaryota, Viridiplantae, Streptophyta, Magnoliopsida, Zingiberales, Zingiberaceae. The transcript has 4 exons. Gene Ontology annotation, biological process: vacuolar proton-transporting V-type ATPase complex assembly. Gene Ontology annotation, cellular component: endomembrane system. The record is from RefSeq and is a predicted model, not a curated record.